Molecule: messenger RNA, 1154 nt
Organism: Schistocerca gregaria
Lineage: Eukaryota; Metazoa; Arthropoda; Insecta; Orthoptera; Acrididae
Product: Kazal peptide Pr13a-like
Exons: 3
Coding region: 39-407 (122 amino acids)
Source: RefSeq, a predicted model, not a curated record
CGCCGUCCUCGAGCCGGAGCACGCAGUAUCGCGCAGACAUGGCCAGCUCAACCGUCUCCCUACUGGUCGCAGCUGUGCUGUUGGUGGCGGUGGCGGAGGUGUGCCUCGCGCAGCUGUGCUCGCACUGCGAGUGCCUGCCGGAGCCGUCCAGCCGGCAGCUGUGCGCCCGCCAGGAGAGGACCGGCAAGUUCCGCGGGUUCCGGUCGCGCUGCGAACUCGACUGCUCCAACCGAUGCCGCAAGGACAAAUACGUGUUUGUGGCGAAUGGACGCUGCGGCAAGUACCUGGCGACGAGCACACCACCGACCGACGGUGGCGGCUCCAAGCGGCCCGCCCGUGGACCAGUGGAGGGGAGCGUGUUCGGCCCGCUGCUGCAGCUGCUGAUGCAGGCGGCGCCCAGCUCGUAACAGAAGCCGGCGGCCCGCCAGCAGAUACCGACCGUACCUGUCCGUCGAGGAGACCACCUUCGCCUCUCAUUCCCUACAUAUAGCCGCACUGUUUUCCUUUACUUUGGCGUGUCUUUGAUGUAUAACCUCAACAGCAAAGUUUUUACACCAUUUUGUUUUCCCUCCACAAGAGAAGAUUUUCAGCUCAACAGCUAUGUUUCUUUAACAUCACCUUGAUCAAACCACCACCGUAGUAACUCAAAUAUCCCAGUUGAAGAAUGCCUGAAAGAUGGGCUCCUCUUAAUCAUUUGGGCAUAGUGGGUUGUAUAUGAACAACAAGACAUAGAGCAAUGGCACAGUUACUACCGCAGAGUUCCAUUCAGACCAUCCGAUGUAUAAUAUAGUGGUGUACUGUAGUCAUAAUUCUCUGUCUUCUUCAGUGUAAAUAGGCUGUUUGGCCGCCAUACAAUUAAUCUGUGCCAAUUACUAUGACUUGUCUAUGGACACGCAAAUAAACUGCUCCUUCAAGCUUUGUUUCUCUUUCCGGUAUAUGAUUGUAUUGUGCCAACUAGGGAAUUAAGAUCUUUACUUCCAACUACAUUAGUAGUUCCUGUAAUCGAAGGUUAUAUACAGCACCCUGCAUGGGACGCUUGCAUUUAAAAAAACAAGUAAACUGUAUCACCAAAUGCAUAUCAUCUGAAUCUCUGUGAUAAAUUUUUUAUUGUAUACUAGUCAUAAAACUAAAUAAAUGGAGACGCCCCACGUCUA